AUGUUGAGCGUCACAGUUUUUCUCGGAUUAAUCGCUGGAUCUUUUGCCUACUUGACACUACUCGAUGGUAAUUGUCCAGAAUUAUUUCCUAUGGAACCACAUGAUCUAAACAAGGUUCCUGGAGACUACUAUUUGAUUAAGCGCAACGUUGAAAAUUGGGAUAAUCAUGGAAAAUGCUUAAGAUUACAUUUCGAUCCACCUGUAGAUGGGGAAGUAAGAUGCAUCACCACUAGCGUUUCUACAAAAACCAAUGAAAUUACAAAAGUGGAGUCUAAAGUAACAGUAGAUGAGAACUCUAUUGUACAUUUCCGUCACAACCUGCCAAUUUGGGGCGAAUACGAUGAAUACCAGGUGCCUCUUAAGUCAGAUUAUGUAAACUAUACUAUCGUCGUAAGCUGUCGCAAUUACGGAGAUAAACAGUAA
This is a messenger RNA of Microplitis demolitor, 423 nucleotides long. Its product is annotated as lopap-like. The record is from RefSeq and is a predicted model, not a curated record. The transcript is spliced from 3 exons. Lineage: Eukaryota; Metazoa; Arthropoda; Insecta; Hymenoptera; Braconidae. Bases 1 to 423 code for a protein of 140 amino acids.